Messenger RNA from Cylicostephanus goldi, 369 nucleotides. NCBI's taxonomy places the organism in Eukaryota, Metazoa, Nematoda, Chromadorea, Rhabditida, Strongylidae. The record is from the annotation of a GenBank genome assembly.
AUGGCACGAGAUCUUGUACGCGAUCUCCGACGAGACAACCGAGACCAUUCCUACCAUGAAGCACCCUUGAAACAACCAAAAUACGCGAAUUCGACGGCCGCUCCUAUAGGUCAGAUCGGUCAGAACGGUCAGAUGAGAUGUCAUUACAUUCGAUACGACGGCAGGCAAGGUUAUGGCAAUAACAAAGAGAAAAUGCCCGUUAGUGUUGGUAUCUGUAUCGUUUUCGCUUUCAUCUCAGGAGGAGCAGUGCUGUUUAGCUGGUGGGAAGGAUGGAAUCCGUUUGAUGGCGCCUACUACUGCUUUAUCACUUUAAGCACAAUAGGAUUCGGAGAUAUCGUACCUGGGCAGGCGCUGGAUGAAGGCUCACAG